Messenger RNA from Solanum stenotomum, 4007 nucleotides. RefSeq lists its product as uncharacterized. The transcript is spliced from 9 exons. Bases 430 to 3687 code for a protein of 1085 amino acids. The record is from RefSeq and is a predicted model, not a curated record. Lineage: Eukaryota; Viridiplantae; Streptophyta; Magnoliopsida; Solanales; Solanaceae.
AAGAUAGAGAGAGAGAAAGAAAAAGAGGAAGAGAGAGAGAGCCACUGUGUGUGUGUGUGAAAAAUUGGAAGAAAACCCACUUCAGAUCUACUGAUCUCUGUCAUCUUAGCACAUUCUUGAUUAUUUUCACAAGCAUUUCAUGUAAAACCUCUGAAAAUUUCAACAAUGGCUCCAUUUUAACUCUGUUUUAGCUCACAUUUUCAUUCACUGUGUUAACUCAGUGCCACGUGUCUCCUUCUCUGUUUCUUCCUCUAGAUUACUUUUUUCAGCUCUACGCUGCAAAACUCAAUCUGGGUAUUCUUAAAUUUGGGAAUUUGAGUGGUUUUUCAGCUGUAUGGUCAUUCCCCGGCAGUGUUCGCCGGAGCUCCGGCGAGAAUUUGAGGUGGGUUUUUAGGAAAAUGUGUUAAUUGAGGGUUAAAAGUGGAAAAAAUGUUCAAGUCUUCGAGAUGGAGGAGCGAGAAGAACAAGAUCAAAGCUGUAUUCAAGUUGCAAUUUCAUGCAACUCAGGUGUCACAGGUAAAAGGAGAUGCAUUAAUGGUAUCUGUGGUCCCUGCUGAUGUUGGAAAGCCAACAGUAAGAUCAGAGAAGGCCACGGUUCGUGAUGGGAGCUGCUAUUGGGAAAAUGGAGUUCUCGAAACUGUGAAAUUUGUUCGAGAGCCAAAGACUGGGAAGAUUCAUGAGAGGAUCUAUAACUUUGUUGUGGGAACUGGUUCUUCAAAAGCUGGAUUAGUUGGUGAAGCUUCGAUUGAUUUUUCGAGUUAUGCUGAUGCAACUAAGGUGUCCUUAGUGUCUCUUCCUCUCAAAAAUUCAAAAUCUGAAGCUGUGUUGCAUGUUUCAAUACAACGGAUUCAAGAUUCUGCUGAUCAAAGUGUUGUUGAAGAAACCGAAAAUGCAAAAGUUAAUUCUCUGGAUAGAAGCUUGAGGUCACAAUUAAGCAAUAGUGAUUUCGAAGCAAUAGUUGAAGACAAUUCUAUUGAGGAUGAUCUGGCCAAUAAUCCUGCAUCUCAAAAUGCUGGAAAGAACGAUAACUGCCGGACAUCAAGUGAAUCUGAUAUUACCCUGUCCAGCUCUGGGAGCAGCUCAGGGCUUGAUAUACCUUGUGAAGUUUCAUUGAAGAACAACACGGGCCAUCACGAGCAGCUAAACUUCCCAUCCUCUCUGAAUCAUGCUUUGGUUCCCUUGAAGCAAAAUAGCAAUGUCUCAACAACAGUUCAUGAAGAAAGUCCGGAUGUACAAUGGGAGUGGAUGGGAGGUUCUGCUUUUGAAGCAAGUACAGAUGCUUCAGCAGGCACUCUGAAAGAUGCCCUUCUUCUAACAUUAACAUCACAUGAGGACUCAGAUGUUGUUGAAAAGCUCAAAACAGAUCUCAUUGCUAUGGCUAGGCAGGCAGACUUGACAGAUUUGGAACUACAGACUCUUCGGAAACAGAUAGUCAGGGAGAGCAAAAGGGGAUCAGACCUAUCAAAAGAGGUAGCUAGCUUGAAGGAGGAACGAGAUGCUCUCAAGGAAGAAUGCGAUAAAUAUAAAGCCUCACAGAGACGUAUGGAUGAUACAAGGUCCAAAGACAAGUUGAUUUACGACAAUGGAGAUAUUCAAGCUCUUGUAGAUGAGCUUAGGCAAGAGUUGAAUUAUCAGAAGAACCUUAAUGCCAAUCUUCAGAUACAACUUCAGAAGACACAAGAAUCAAAUUCUGAACUCAUUCUUGCUGUCCGUGAUCUAGAUGAGAUGUUGGAACAGAAAAACCAAGAAAUUGCUAGCCUACCGAACAAAUCAACGACCUCUGAUGAUACUGAAAAGUUUCCUGAUGUUAUCUCCAACUCCAAAAAUGAAAUGUCUGAUGAAGACGAUGAAGAGCAAAAAGCACUUGAGCUGCUGGUGAGAGAGCAUACUGAUGCCAAGGACACACAUGUGCUAGAGCAAAAAAUCAUGGAUCUACAUGGAGAAAUUGAGAUCUACCGAAGAGAUCGAGAUGAGUUAGAGAUGCAGAUGGAGCAACUUGCGCUUGACCACGAGAUACUGAAGCAAGAAAACCAUGACAUGUCUUGCAAACUGGAGCAAAGUGAGCUACAGGAACAAUUGAAGAUGCAGUAUGAAUGUUCUUCUUCAUAUGCCACUGUAGGUCAACUGGAAGCCCAGAUUGACAGCUUGGAGAAUGAGCUGAAGAAGCAAUCUGAAGAAUUCUCCGACUCUUUAGUCACCAUUAGUGAACUGGAAGCUCAAGUUAGAAACUUGGAGGAGGAACUGGAAAAGCAUGCCCAAGAAUUUGAAGCUGAUCUGAGUCUGCUGACUCGUGAUAAAGUUGAACAGGAGCAGAGAGCGAUACGAGCUGAAGAAGCCCUGAGGAAGACAAGAUGGCAAAAUGCUAGCACAGCAGAGCGGCUUCAAGAGGAAUUCAAACGGCUCACUGUCCAAAUGGCAUCCACUUUUGAGGCUAAUGAAAAAUUGGCUAGCAAAGCAAUGAAUGAAGCUAACGAAUUCCGCUUAAAGAAAAUGCAUCUUGAAAAUAUGCUCCGGAAAUCAUCUGAGGAGCUUCAGUCAACCAAAGACCAUCAUGAAGUAAGGGUUUUUGAGCUUUCCAGCCAGGUGAGUAAAAUGUCAGGUCAAAUAGAAAAGCUGCAGACAGAAGUUGAAGAAAAAUCUAUGCAAAUACAGAGACAAGAAGAGCUUGCCAAAGAAAAUCACCUGUACUUGUCACAGAAAAUUAUAAUCCUCAAAGCUGAGAUUGAAAAUCUUCUAACAGACAAGAAAGUAUCUUCUGAUCAUGAAGAACAGAAGAACAGCCUGAUGGCAGAGUUAGAUAAAAUGAGGACAUCAAUUAAAGACAUGGAAUUGCUUGUAGAACAAGGUCACAAUGAAAGAAGUGAACUGGAGACUAAGCUUGCUUCAGUGAGAAAAGAAGCCGAUGAGUCUCUUAAGGAAUUAAACAAUAUGAGGUCUCUUAAGGAUGAGAAGGAGGCAUUAGCUCGUAAACUGCAAUCUGAAGUAGAUAACCUUAAAUCUAGGUGCAAUGAAAUGAAAAGGAUGUUGUUUGAGGACGAGGUGGAGAAAGAAAAAUUGAAAAAGCAGGUAUCUCAAUUGAAAGGUGAUCUAAAGAAGAAAGAGGAUGCAUUGAAUGGUUUAGAUAAAAAGCUCAAGGAUGCAAAUAGUCGAGUAAUAGCUACUAAUGGAAUGAAAACAAUAUCAAAGAACAACAAAUCCAUGCCUGCAUCCGCAGGCUCAAGAGAAGUUGCAAGUCUUAAAGAGAAGAUAAAGUUGCUUGAGGGUCAAAUCAAGCGGAAGGAAAGUGCACUGGAGAGCUCAACUAAUUCAUUUUUGGAGAAAGAGAGAGAUCUUCAAGACAGAAUAGAGGAGCUGGAUAAAAGAUUAGAAGAACUCAGUCAGAAUGCAGAAAGGCUCUCUGAACAAGAGUCCCGAAAGGUAGUUGCAGAAGUUCUUAGUCCAGAAGAAGAUGAAAGUUCCAAUCAAAUGUUGACAAGGAAGAGCAUGGAAGCCUCAGCAUCUAAUACAAGACAUCUCGAGGAAUUGUCCAGCGAAGUUGAACUAUUGAAGGAAAAGAACAAUGUAAUGGAAGAUGAACUGAUGGAAAUGCAAGAGAGAUAUUCUGAAUUAAGCCUCAAGUUUGCUGAGGUAGAAGGAGAAAGACAGCAGCUAGUAAUGAAAUUGCGUAACGCGAAAAAGAAUCCAUAAGACAUUUCCAGCCUCCAGGGAGGUAAUGAAGCCAGGUUCUUUUCUGCCAGAAUAUUAAAAUGUGAAUUGUAUCAACAAAAAAAAUAAAAAAAUAAAUGUAUAUUGGUGAGGGAUUUUUUCUUUUUUUCUCAUUUUUUAAAAAUAUUUUGUUUCUAGCAUAUAGUGCUUGACUUUAGCCCUAGAUAUUAUACAAGAAUGUAAAGUAGUUUACCUCAUAGGUUAAUAUGUCUCACUUGCAAGUUGUGUAAGAGUAUUUUCACUUGUUUCUGUGAGUAUUGACUAGUAAUGUCUUCUGUUUAUCAAGAGUUCUUUUCUUUUUU